Messenger RNA from Syzygium oleosum, 1210 nucleotides. Its product is annotated as mitochondrial outer membrane protein porin of 34 kDa-like. Gene Ontology annotation, molecular function: voltage-gated monoatomic anion channel activity. Gene Ontology annotation, biological process: monoatomic anion transmembrane transport. The record is from RefSeq and is a predicted model, not a curated record. NCBI's taxonomy places the organism in Eukaryota, Viridiplantae, Streptophyta, Magnoliopsida, Myrtales, Myrtaceae. The transcript is spliced from 6 exons. The coding region runs from base 115 to 945 and encodes 276 amino acids. Gene Ontology annotation, cellular component: mitochondrial outer membrane.
UCGUCGUCGUCCCUCCUCCUCUCGCUCUUCUGCAAUUUUUUCCCCCCGUCUCGCUCCGUAGCUUCGACACCUCGCGCGCCGUGCUCCGCCGAGCAUCCUCCCGUCUCCUCCGCCAUGGGCAAGGGUCCCGGUCUCUAUUCCGACAUCGGCAAGAAGGCCAGAGAUCUUCUCUACAAGGACUACCAGAGCGACCACAAGUUCACCGUCACCACGUACUCGCCGACCGGAGUGACUCUAACAUCAACAGGAACAAAGAAAGGUGAGCUGUUUCUCGCUGAUAUUAGUACCCAGCUGAAGAACAAGAAUAUCACCACUGACAUCAAAGUAGACACAAGUUCCAAUCUCUUCACAACCGUAACUGUUGAUGAGCCUGCCCCUGGACUGAAGACUAUCUUUAGCUUCAAAGUUCCUGAUCAAAGGUCUGGCAAGGUUGAGCUCCAGUAUUUGCACGAUCAUGCCGGGAUCAGCUCUAGCAUUGGUCUGACUGCAAACCCCAUUGUCACCUUCUCUGGAGUUAUUGGAACUAGUGCUCUGGCACUUGGUAGUGAUGUUUCUUUUGACACCAAGACUGGUGACUUUGCCAAGUGCAAUGCUGGUCUGAGUUUUGCCAAUGCAGACUUGAUUGCUUCACUGACUGUGAAUGACAAGGGCGACACUCUGGCUGCGUCCUACUACCACCUGGUGAAUGGUUUGACCAACACUGCUGUAGGUGCCGAGUUCACCCAUUGCUUCUCAAGCAAUGAAAAUACCAUCACUGUCGGUACCCAGCAUGCUUUGGAUCCUUUGACAUCAGUCAAGGCAAGAGUGACCAAUGCUGGCAAGGUAAGUGCUCUUAUCCAGCAUGAGUGGCGACCGAGAUCCCUCUUCACCAUUUCAGGGGAAGUUGACACCAAGUCCAUAGAUAAGAGUGCUAAAGUUGGACUUGCUUUGGCUCUCAAGCCAUGAGGCAAACCAUCCAACUUAUGCGAGUGCCCUUGUCUGAGACGAAGGGAAGCAGUAAAUUCUGUUCAGACUGACAUUCGGGUGUCCUCCUUCAUGAUUCGUCUCUUUGAACAAGAAGGCUGCUGAAUGUCACUUUCCAUUGUUUAGGUGGUUUCGAGUUGUGACAAUAAGAUCUGUAAAACACUGUCGGUGUCCCCUCUGAGGUUUCGUUGAGUUUUGACUCUAUCCGUGUCUUUGUUUUUUGCAAUCCAAGGAAAAAAACCAUUUU